Messenger RNA from Mustela erminea (ermine), 4462 nucleotides. RefSeq names its product zinc finger protein 112 (gene ZNF112). Gene Ontology annotation, molecular function: RNA polymerase II cis-regulatory region sequence-specific DNA binding; DNA-binding transcription factor activity, RNA polymerase II-specific. Bases 783 to 3521 code for a protein of 912 amino acids. The transcript is spliced from 8 exons. Lineage: Eukaryota; Metazoa; Chordata; Mammalia; Carnivora; Mustelidae. The record is from RefSeq and is a predicted model, not a curated record. Gene Ontology annotation, biological process: regulation of transcription by RNA polymerase II; central nervous system development. Gene Ontology annotation, cellular component: nucleus.
AUAUAAAAUAUUGUUUUUCUCCUCUUAAAAAUAUACAUGACUGUUUAAAGUGAAAAUUAUAACUUGGUUAGAGUAUUUUAUAUAGAGUAAUAGAUACAACUACUACAUGAUGUGGGAGAGAGUUAAGGGAACUAUUUGAUGGUAAGGCUUCUGCAUUUUAGUGGAAAUGGUAAAACAAUAACACUAAGUACACUGUGAAAGACUAGGUGUAUAUAUUGGAACCCUAGAGGAAAAAAUCCCAAGAGCUAUAGCCAUAGGUUAACAGAUAAAUUAAAAUGAAUGGAAUCCUAAAUUUUUUUUUCAAAUAACCCCAAAAAAGGCAGGAAAUGGGUAAUUGAGGAAGAAAAUCAUGGAGGAAAUGUUUAUAGCAGCAGUGUCCACAAUAGCCAAACUAUUGAAAGAACCAUGAUGUCCAUAGACAGAUGAAUGGAUAAAGAAUAUGAAGAAACAGAAACAUCAAGAGGUUAAUUAUUUUGCAGUUUACUCUGCUAUUAAGUGGCAGAAUCUUGAUUGAAGCUUGGCAACCUGAUUCUAUAGCCUAGGCUCUUGGCCAAAACACUCUGCUUUUAUCAGACUGGCAAGUAUCAGAGUGAGUCCAUAGGAGCAGAGAGGUCUGUGAGGAGCGCUGAGUAUCACUGUGCAGACUGUCCUGUGCAUGAGGGCAUCCUGCCAGGAUAACCUCAUGGUAGCUGGAAUCCAGCCCACACCUGGCCUGCCAAGGUGUGUGUGGCAGCAUCUUCUGGGAGCAAGUCUCUGCCUUUCCCUAGGAAAAGGAGGAAAAAAUGAUCAAGUUCCAGAGACCAAGGCCUGAGGAGGCGGUGACGUUCAAGGACGUGGCGGUGGUCUUCAGUGAGGAGGAGCUGGGGUUGCUGGACCCCGCCCAGAGGAAGCUGUACCGCGAUGUGAUGCUGGAGAACUUCAGGAACCUGGUCUCUGUGGGGAACCAGCCCUUCAAGCCAGACCUUAUAUUCCAGCUGGAGAGAGAAGAAAAUCUCUUGAUGAUAGAGACAGAAACCCAAAGAGAUGGAUAUUUAGGAGCCAAGAGUCAACACAAUAUGGAGAGUAAUCAAGAAGUGGGAUUACACUACAUUUCUCCCAAAGAGGUUUCUUCCCGGCAGACCUGGCAACAGGGUGCAGACGGGUUAACCAGGUGUCAAGAUUCCAUGAAAAAGUUUCAAGGGAAUAUUUCUCAGUUGCAAAAACAAGGCAAUGUCCCCUGCAAGCUUUGGGAAGGAGUGCCAGUUCAUAUUUCUGAAGACGAGAACUGUAUAUUGACUCACAUAGAGGAUGUUUCCAAUUGCCUAGAAAGUCAAGAAUUUCCAUCUUGGAGAUCCCAGCAUUCCUGGAGGAAAAUGUAUCUGACAGAGUCACAUAAUUAUCAGUGUAGAUGUCAGCAAAUUUUGAUGAAAAAUAAUUUCUGUAAGUGUGACAGCACCAGUUGGGUAUCACAUCACAAUGACAAUGUGGGAGUGCACCGAACAGAAAAAAACUACAGCUGCCAUAAUUGUGGAGGGAACAUCAUGAAGGUUUCAUUGCUUAAUCAAGACUUAAUUCAAACAGGGCAAAAGCCCUAUUCCUGUAAUGAGUACAGAAAAGCCUUCAGUGAUGAUUCCAGCUCGGAAGUUUAUCAGCAGUUACACUUAGAAGGGAAGACACAUUCUUACCGUCCGUGUAGAAAGGGUUGCAGUUACAGUUCAGCUCUUUGUAUUAAUCAAAGUGUUCAUAGAGGAGAUGGUUGUAUUUUUGAGAGUUCACACCUGCAGUCCCAUCAGAGAGAACAUAGAGAACCUACAGAGGAGAAGCCAUGUAAAUGUGGAUAUGGUGAGAACUUCAGUCAGUGCCCCUCUCUCAACACUUGUGAACUUCUUCACACGGGGGAGACUUCCUGUAGAUGCAAUAUUUAUGAAAAAGACUUCAGUCAUAGCUUAGACCUUAACAGUAUUUUUAGGGUCUGUACUGUGGAGAAACCCCAUGAAUAUGAAGAGAAUGGGGAUGUCUUUCAUCAGAGUUCUUGUCUUCAAGUCCACCAGAAAACCCACACCGAAGAGAAACUAUACACAGAUGUGGAAUAUGAGAAGGGUUUUAUUUGUAGCUCAAAUCUUAACAUUCAGCGUCCUUAUAAUUCCGAGGACUGUGGUAAUGGCUUCAGUCUGGCCUCCCAUUUUCAGGACCUUCAGAUAGUCCACACAAGGGAAAAGCCAUAUAAACAUUAUGCAUGUGGUAACAGCUUCAACCAAAAUUCAUAUCUUCAAGGUCAUCAGAAAAUUCACACUGGAGAGAAAGCUUAUAAGGAUUGUGGGAAUGGCUUCAGUUGGAAUUCAAAACUUAAAGAUCGUCAGAGAGCCCACGCUGGAGAGAAGCCAUACAAAUGCAAUGCCUGUGGUAAAGGCUUCAGUCAUAGGUCAGUUCUUAAUGUUCAUCAGAGAGUCCACACAGGAGAGAAACCUUAUAAAUGUGAGGAGUGUGACAAGGGAUUCAGUCGGAGUUCAUACCUUCAAGCCCAUCAGAGAGUCCACACUGGAGAAAAACCAUACAAAUGUGAAGAGUGUGGGAAGGGUUUCAGUCGCAAUUCAUACCUUCAAGGCCAUCAGAGAGUUCACACUGGAGAGAAACCAUACAAGUGUGAAGAGUGUGGGAAGGGCUUCAGUCGGAGUUCACACCUUCAAGGCCAUCAGAGAGUCCACACUGGAGAAAAACCAUUCAAAUGUGAGGAGUGUGGGAAGGGAUUCAGUUGGAGCUUUAAUCUUCAAAUUCAUCAGAGAGUCCACACUGGAGAGAAACCCUAUAAAUGUGGAGAAUGUGGUAAGGGCUUCAGUAAGGCCUCAACUCUUCUGGCCCAUCAGAGAGUCCACACAGGAGAGAAGCCAUACCAGUGUGAUGAGUGUGGUAAGAGCUUCAGUCAGAGGUCAUACCUUCAAAGCCAUCAGAGUGUCCACACUGGAGAGAGACCAUAUAUAUGUGAGGUAUGUGGGAAGGGCUUCAGUCAGAGAGCUUAUCUUCAAGGUCAUCAGAGAGUCCACACUAGAGUGAAACCAUACAAAUGUGAGAUGUGUGGGAAGGGCUUUAGUCAGAGUUCACGCCUUGAAGCACAUCGGAGGGUCCACACAGGAGGGAAACCAUACAAAUGUGAGGUAUGCACAAAGGGCUUCAGUGAGAGUUCACGCCUUCAAGCACAUCAGAGGGUCCACACAGAAGGGAGGCCCUAUAAAUGUGAACAGUGUGGUAAGGGUUUCAGUGGGUUUUCAAGUCUUCAAGCUCAUCACAGAGUCCACACUGGGGAAAAACCAUACAAAUGUGAGGUGUGUGGAAAGGGCUUCAGUCAGAGAUCAAACCUUCAGGCUCAUCAGAGAGUCCACACAGGAGAGAAACCAUACAAAUGUGAUGCAUGUGGUAAGGGUUUCCGUUGGAGCUCAGGUCUCCUUAUUCAUCAGAGAGUCCACAGUGGUGAUAAAUUCUAUAAAAGUGAAGAGUAUGGUAAGGAUUAUCCAUCAGAGAAUCCGUACAGAAAUGAAGUUCUAUAAAACAGUUCUGUUUGUUCUGAAACCCUCAACUAGGAACUGAAAUUUUCCAAUCGCUACAGCUAUUAUUAGUAGAAAAAAUUUCUUUAAUGAAAAUGUAAUGUUUCUACCCAACCUCGACAUUCACAAUAGUCCGACCACACAGCAGAGACAUCUAACCGGAGAGUUCCCAUAAAGGAAUUUUGUCACAACUUUAGCAGGCAUUGUGCGUGACUUUAACUAUCGUUGCACUAGGGCUUUUGAAAGAUAAGAGUAACAAAAGUACAAUGACGAGUGUGCCUAAACCCAUGUCCUAUCUAAUACAAGCUUAGUGAGGGAAGGGGCUUCAUUCAUUACUGAGUUUACAAAACCAUGACAUUGUGUAACUCAUUGUAGGUGCUCAGUACUUUUUGCCUAAUGACUAAAAAUGUAUAAAAGUAUCCUAUUUAAAAAUUUUAUUAAGUUCAUCCCCCCCCCCCCACACACACACAAAAAAAACAUUUAAAAAUGCUUGGAGGAGGAAUCCUGCAAGUAACCUUGAUAUAAGCACUUCAAAUGUGAAAACAUUCCUUGAAAUACUGGAUAUCAAGCAAUAUUGCAGUCUGAAAUUACGUGAACUUGGCUGUAACCCUGCAGGGAUUGGCUCCCAUCCUUUGUCCUGUCUUAAACAGGAGGAGCUGAAUUCUUACCACGUGGUCUCUUUCUAUACAGUAUAUCAUCAGUUUAAGUUUAGCACUAUGUGUGUGUGUGUGUGUGUGUGUGUGUGUGUGUGUGUACACAUGUAUGUGCACUUUAAAUGACAGUACAAACUGGAAAACAGUGUUUUUGGUUACACUGCAUUUUACAUAAUUGACUUUUUACUCCUGCCCUGUGUGUUAAGGUAGAGUUUUACUGUAAGAUUUGAAAAGUGUCAGAAAUGGUUACUAAUGAAAAAUACUUUUUUAAUAAAUGUCAAAAUUAUAAUA